Schistocerca nitens (vagrant locust) is the source of this 5487-nucleotide messenger RNA. It is a transcript of the gene ScsbetaA, whose product is annotated as succinate--CoA ligase [ADP-forming] subunit beta, mitochondrial. Gene Ontology annotation, biological process: tricarboxylic acid cycle; succinyl-CoA metabolic process. NCBI's taxonomy places the organism in Eukaryota, Metazoa, Arthropoda, Insecta, Orthoptera, Acrididae. Gene Ontology annotation, molecular function: metal ion binding; ATP binding; succinate-CoA ligase (ADP-forming) activity. Bases 89 to 1435 code for a protein of 448 amino acids. The transcript has 9 exons. The record is from RefSeq and is a predicted model, not a curated record. Gene Ontology annotation, cellular component: succinate-CoA ligase complex; mitochondrion.
UGCGUUAUCUCUCUGACCAUUGCCCGAUUAUAUUUUCUUGCUCGACCUUUGGCUGAAAGGUGACUAUCGGGCUUUAUUACAGUGGGAGAUGGCGACUAUGUUACGCCAGGGUUGUGCUGUCUUAGAAGCAAUUUCUCGUAAAACUGCCCCUAAGUUCUUGGGUGGCGCUACACCAGUUCUUCAGAAGCAGCAAAAAAGGAAUUUGAAUGUACAUGAACAUAUAAGUUACACUCUCCUCAAAGAUGCAGGGAUACCUGUCCCAAAUUUCGGGUUGGCAAAGAAUAAGGAAGAAGCGGCUAAGAUAGCGAAACAGCUAAACGUGAAGGACAUUGUUUUGAAAGCCCAAGUUCUGGCAGGUGGCAGAGGUAAAGGGUCAUUCAAAGGCGGCCUUAAAGGAGGCGUCAGAAUGGUGUACACACCAGAGGAAGCAGAAGAUAUUGCUGGGAAGAUGAUAGGCGAUUACCUGGUAACGAAACAGACUGGAGAAAAGGGUCGAAUAUGUAAUGCAGUAAUGGUUACCGAACGUAAAUUUCCAAGAAAAGAAUAUUAUUUUGCCAUUAUGAUGGAGCGAGCAUUUUCUGGCCCAGUUUUAAUAGCUUCAUCCCAGGGUGGAGUCAACAUUGAAGAGGUAGCAGCAGAAAAUCCUGAAGCUAUUUUAUAUGAGCCAAUAAGCAUUGUUAAAGGAUUAUCGAAGGAACAAGCUGAAAGAAUAGCAGAGAGUGUUGGUUUGGGGGAUAAGAAAGAAGAAACAGCUGAGAUUUUGCUGCGCCUCUACAAGCUAUUUAUAAGCAAAGAUGCAGUACUGAUUGAAGUAAAUCCUUAUGCUGAGGAUGCCAGUGGUAAUUUUUAUUGCCUGGAUGCAAAAAUGAGGUUUGAUGACAAUGCCAAUUUCAGGCAGAAAGAAUUGUUCGCUCUUAGAGACUGGACACAAGAGGAUGAAAAGGAAGUAGAAGCUGCAAAGCAUUCCUUAAACUACAUAGCACUUGAUGGGGAUAUUGGUUGUUUGGUGAAUGGUGCUGGAUUAGCUAUGGCUACAAUGGAUAUCAUUAAACUACAUGGUGGUGAACCAGCAAAUUUUCUAGAUGUUGGAGGGGGGGCAACAGCACAGCAAGUCAAGGAAGCAUUCAAAAUCAUCACUGCAGAUCCAAAGGUUCAUGCCAUCUUGGUCAACAUCUUUGGUGGAAUAAUGAGGUGCGAUGUCAUAGCAGAAGGUAUUAUAGCUGCUGCUAAAGAGCUUAAUCUUCGACUUCCUAUCAUCUGCAGGCUACAGGGUACAAAUGUAGAUGAUGCAAAAGUUCUGAUAGCAGCAUCGGGAUUGAAGAUCUUGGCUUGUGAUAAUUUAGAGGAAGCUGCAAGACUUGCUGUGAAACUGUCCAACAUUGUCAGCCUUGCGAGAUCGGCGAAACUAGAUGUCAAUUUUGAGAUUCCCCUGUAAUGAGUUUAGCUACUUACGUUUUUCUUUUUUAUUUUGUUUUUACUUUAUGAAUAAAUGUAGACCACAUUUAACUUAGGUAGCUCUUAAUAUAUGCAGUGUGGCUUUUAUAGCUGAUAGAAGGCUGUAGUAACAUUUGUAGAAUUGAUUUGUUAUUUUAUGUAUUGUACUUUGUUACUUAUUUAAAAGUAUUUUAUCUGAGCUUACAGAUCAUAGUAAAUACUGUGCAUGCUUGGUUUAAGCUUUGCUUUGCUUCGCUUCCGAUUAUGACUGGACUUUUAAGAAGUAAGCAGCUGUGUGUCUUGAAAUAGUAUUUGAAUUGCUUAUAAACUGAUGUACCCAGGAUAAUAUGUCAUUCACAGCAGGCAAGAACUAGAGAAGCUGGUGCAGUUUUUAGUGCAGAGAUUUUUAUUUGUGUACUUUGUUCUGACUGAUGGCACACCAAAAUGGAAUCUCAACUCUGAUAUUCAGAAUUAAGGUUCCAUUUUCAGAAAAGUAUGACAAAAAAAUGAGGAUAAUUGUAACAUUCAACUACUAGUAAAUCACAUUUUCCUUUAGUUGAUGUCGUGGACAGUACACUUUUUCCAUGGAGGGUUUAACACAAUAAAUUGUAUAUGAAAUGCUUUUGGUCGGAACUUUGUUUGCUUCGUAAGUUAGUGUAUCCUUUAUUUUGAUAAUGUUGUGCUUUUAAUUUAUUUGUUUGUGUUUGUAAAUAUUUAUUUAUUUAAUGUAAAUAGUGUUGAGAUAUUGAACAUUACAGACACUCAUUGACGUGUUUGCUAUAUCUGAUUUUGCCGUAUCAGAGGUAUUUAGUUUUUAUGUUUAAUUAAUUUUACUUAAUUUUACUUAUUUGAAUGACAAUUAUAUAUCAAAGUUUUGAUCUUGAAAUCUUUUAGCAGAGAAUAAUUUCAGCAGAAAUGUGCUAGAUGCUGUGCUUUUCUCUGGUUUGUUCUUCAGUGGAGAGACCAUUGUAGCAUAAAUGACUGGGGAAAAAAACUGUGUUUAGUGUUUGCUAUAUUUAUAUGCAGUGAUAGUGACAAUUCAAAAAUUGUGGCUUACCAAACACUUUGAGCUGUUUAAUUACAACAAUAAUUUAUGGUAAAACAGAACAGAGAUAAAUUUUAGCUGGUGCAUAAUAUGAAAAUGGGCAUAUAUGCAAUAAGUGGCAAAUGUAUUAGGUCCCGAAUAAGCCAAGUUUGCACUUCAAAAGAAAUUACCAUCAUCCACUCACAGAAUACACUUUUCUGCGUCUCUCUGGAAUUACAGUGACUACAUCUAAAUACUUCUUGAGUGGUUUAGUAUUGUGUACUAGAUGUCAGAUACACUUACUAACAUAAACAGUUGAUGAAUCUUACUUUCAGAAGAGCCUGAAACAUGAACAUAUUUUCAAGGAGUUUUUGUGAAUUAGUAGCACAGAUGUAUAACAGGAAAGAUUUUAUGGUCAAACAUAGUUCCUAUGGUUCGGGUAAUGCUUAUUAUAAGUCAUCCGAUCAGUUACUGAGAAGUCAGUGAAUGCUUAAGUUUAGAAACUGUGUUAAUCACAUGCUCUUCAUGGACAGUAAUGCUUCUAAAUGUGUUUCAUGACAGCUACAAAAUUGAGAGCUACCUGCAGUUAACAAAAAUAACUUAUGGAAAGAUUGUUAUUUGAUAUUAUAUCUUUUCAGUUGCUACAUUUUACUAGGCCACUUAAAUUUGAAAAAUGAACUGUAUGGAAUUUAUACUCUUGUGUUUUAAUAAAUGUAACAAUUUUCUGGUAACACCUUAAAUGUUCAUGUUUAAUGAAAUGGAUUUGAGUUUAUUAAAUGUUUGAUGAUUUCUUUAUAAAUAACACAUGCCUUGACUGGUAAAAAAAAAGUUAUGAAUAUUUUGACAAUUUAGAAUGACGUUUUAAAUAAUUUCCAAAAUAUAAUUUUGAUUCGUUUCGUUCACCAUUGUAACAAUGGAAAUUUGGCAAAAUGAUGUUGCCAUCAGGCUAUCACUGAAGUUAAAUAAUCUUUUAAGUGUCUGUAAGUGGCUAUUUAUAAUCAUGUAAGUUUAAAAUUUUUGUUCAUUCUCCUUUUUUCUUCUCUGAAAUGUAUUGAUUGUCUUGUUUAAGAGGGAGGAGUUUGUAUAAAAAGGAGAGAGUAUUCACGGGUGGAAACUUAAAACUUAAUAGAAAUGUUUUUUAAUUACAUUUCAGAAGCAUGAUUGCUUUAUGUUGUAGAUUCUGGAAAUGUUAAUGAUUUCUCAUAUAUCCUUUGAUAUUUGUAAAAGUUGUAAGCAAGUUUGUGUACAAGCUUCUCUUUAUGUUGGUGAUAGAAGUAUUUUACUUACUGUCAGGAUAUUUUGUUUUAAGUUGUGUUUGUUUACUAAUUGCUUUCAGGUGAAUACUGAGUUGUUUCAAUAAAACUUUCCUUGUCCGAUAAAGUUUAUUCUUAAUCUGCAAUGAUUGUGACAUGAUAUGGACUUAGUCAUUAGCUGCCAAAUCCAAUGUUUCUUACUGAUUCUACAGUAUUAAAGGCUGGCUAAAAUGAACCUCAUUCGUCAAAUCAGCCUGAUGAUAAAUCACCAUAAAUGUUUGUAGUCUGUUGUAACACUUGGUUUUUGAUGUUUGUGCUCCCAGAUUACUCUUUUCCUCACUCCCUCCCCUCCCCAGAAAUAUUGCCAUGUGGCAGGUUGCUUGUUAUUAUGGAUCCUCAUACCAAAGAAAAAAGCUUUCAAACUUUUUGCAUUAUAUUGUAUAAAUAGCUUUAUAUACAGUGUUACUUUUAGUGUCUUCAUACCCCAUACAUCAGUAGUUGCAAUAUCUGAAAAUCCGUUGUGUAAGCUGCAGGAGUGAGGCAGACUCUCUCACUAUGCAAAACGUAGUCCAUCUGUAUUGUGAAAGAACUUAAUGGAGCAUGAGAGUUUUAUAAUCAAAUUUUCACAUUUUUUAUAAUAUACUGUGCAUCCCAAACAUCUUUUCUGUACUGCCAGUGUUGUCUUACAGAUGAUUAUAUGUAGUUCAGGAUUUUGAUAAAAAGUGGUCACAGGUUUUUGUGGUGUUUGUGCAAUUCUGUUUUACACUUUGGUAAGCUGUUCAUUGUUUUCUUAUCACCAUGUUGUUUGUCUUCAAAAGGACUGUUCAUUUUUAUAACAUAAAUGUGUAGUUGGUUACUGAGACUCCCAUGAGAAGAGCAAUGUUUUAUUAUUAGACUAUAACCGUGCAAAAAAUACAUCUUAGUCUAGCACAGGGUUUCCCAAACAGUGUACCAUGGGAAAACUAUUAAUAAUAUGACAUUUUUCCCAACAUUUUGGGGGGGGAGGGGGGAGAACUGGAUGUUCCAUCAAAGUACUAGGAUUCUCAAAGUGUCCAGUCAGAGGAAAAUUUUGGGAAUCUCUGGUCUAGCAACAUUUCUUACAGCUCUAAUAACAGUGCAUAACUCUUCUCAUGGUGCCCAAGUUAUAGAUCUGAUUAUGAUGAGCAGUGCUUAGUAACUAUAAGUUUUCUUAAUCAUAUUUCAUUUUUUGUUUUGUAUUUUUCCCUUUCUCAUAUUUUGCACCAUGAUUGAUGUUUGCUAACAUAUAGUGGUGAACCACCCUUAGUUAACUUGAUGGAAGUAACAACACAGAUAAUAUUGUGUAAGACAUUCCCCUGUAAGUAGUAUCAGCUGUUAUUAUUUUCAAGAAUUUGAUAAUUGUUUUGUGUCAUUAUUUUCUUGACUUCUUGCAGCAAUGGGCUACCGUAUUGUGACAAAUGAAAAAUUGGUUAAGAAGACAGUUUAAUUCACGAAUUCAUUCAUUCAAUAUUGUUGUGAAAGAGACUGUGAUCAAUUUUAUCCUUUUUCCUUCCGUGAAAUAUUUCCUUUGUGAAGAGCAUAAUUUGUUAAAUCUGUGUAAUUAUUAUGACUGUUGUGUGAAUGAGUAUUAUUGUUUGAUGCCAUUAACAUAUGUUAAAAAAUGAAAAUUUUCCCAUGUAAAUGUUAAAUAAAAGACAACCAUUUUGUUACUGUUUAAAAGAGUUAUUUUUUUGGUAUUAAAACAUUGUGAUGUAGUAGAUGACACUUGGAUAUAAAUAGUACAGAUUGCAUUACCUA